ACAACGAGUAUAUAAUGGAAACACCAAACAAAGAAGAAGAAAAAGAGCAAAUGUCUUUGAAAUCUAGAAAAUUAGGAGAUUGGAAAUUGUGGUGAGCAGCGGCAGCAGCAGCCAUCCUUAGAGUGCUGAAAAUAAUAGCUUUUAACUCUGUGGUAGCAAUUUGGAAUUGAUGGAAGGCUCAUGGACUGAAAUCAAUGGAAUACUUGCCAAGCAUGGUUAUAAUCGUAGUAGCAAUGGUAACGAUAGCAGUAUCAGCAGAAGCUCUAGUGAUAGUGAUCACAUGAUGAACACAGCAGCCGGUGAACUUGAGGGAGAUGAUGACAAUUUAACAUGUAGACAGUCUGGUUUAUCUUCUAAUGAUCAUUCGGAGAAUGGUCCCAAACUGGGUUCUAAGCGUCCUCGAACUGGGAUGACAGAUUCAUUUGGUCAAGUGGGUACAGAGACAAAUGAUCUUCUGCAAGAAGCGUACAAGUCUGAUUUUGUUUCCAUGGAAGUUGACAAUUCAGCCAUAACAGGAGUUGCAAAUGAUCAGAUUGGAUCCCAUUGGGAUUAUGACGAUGACGACAUAUGUAUGGUCAUGGAUAUCCAAACUCUUCUCUCUGAGUUUGGAGAUUUUGGGGACUUCUUCGAAAAUGAUGCUUUGCCUUUUGGAGAGCCCCCAGGAACUGCAGAAUCACAGACACUAAUAUUUUCUACACCAGAUUAUGGAGAUGUAGGUACAAGUCCUGUUGGGAUGAUGGAUGUUUCUGAUCAGAUGCUACUGCCUGGAGGUUUUCCAUCCUUUGAGAGUUUUGAUCCACCUGUUCCAGUAGCCCAGGAGGAGUAUCUCGGCAAUACUCAAGAAGUCACAAAAAACAGCAUGUUGUCAGGUCUAGGGAGCCACACUCCAGCAUCUUCUACAGGCGAGUUUAAUCAUAUAAUAAAAGCUGAAGCACUGAUGAGGUUUGCUUCUGAAUAUGGAGCCGUGGAGACCCCUACAAGUGAGUUUUCCUCAUCAAUUUGUAGAAGCCCAUAUUUUCCGAAAUCUAUAAAAGAGGAGAGUUCCAAUUCAAGCUCAAGCAAGUACAUAUAUGGUGCAACACCACCCUUUUCUCCUUACUUUAAUGGAUCAGAUGAGAAGACUAGCAUGCCCAUGAACUCAAUACCCUUUCUCGGAAGGAAUGAUGCGGAUGCUGUUAUCUACUCAAAAAAUAAUUACACUCAUGUCGAGAGUGCAAAAGAGCCAUAUGAAAAAAGAUUACUUGCAGUUAAUAGUUUCCCUAUGUCUGAUGGGGUGACGCCAUCUCUCUUUCCUAAUCUAAACUCGACAAAUGCUGUUAAAUCUUCCCUGAGGAAAGUAGCCGAAGGCACCCUUGAACUGGCACCUUUUCUUCAGUCUAUGAAGACUUUGCUUGCAACUGACGUUGAAUGCCUUAUGUUCCAGGCCUCCAUGUGCAGGAUAAGGCACACGCUAUUAUCUUCCAGUAGGCCUAUGCCUAUUGGUUUGAGUAGGCUAACUAGAAGUACUGGUUUUAAUCAGCUGCCUGGUGACCAAGGUACUAUGACAGACAAUACAUCUGGCAAGUAUGAGGCAAGAAAGAAAGAAUCUAUGCCACUUAGAAUAGCUGGUGAUAUUGAUGUAGCUCUUGAUGGGUGCCUCAAUGCACCUAUUGGUGUUUUGCGCUCUGUUGGAGUUCCUAAAGUCCCGAAGUCCUCAAAUUCUCCAAAUAUGGAAGUUAGCCCAUCCUUGCCUUGUAAUUCUUUCAAUAAGGAAGGUGUCCUUUCUUUUGGGCAAAUGCAACCACUUCAGGAGCUUCUUGAUGGAAUGGCAUUACUUGUCCAACAAGCUACUUCCUUUGUUGAUCUGACCUUAGAUGGGGAUUGUGGCGAUGGUCCUUAUGGUUGGCUUGCUUUACAAGAGCAGUGGAAGCAGGGAUUUUGUUGUGGACCUUCUAUGGUUCAUGCUGGUUGUGGGGGGACUCUGGCUUCUUGUCAUGCCCUUGACAUUGCUGGUGUGGAGUUAGUGGAUCCACCUUCUGCUGAUUCUGACGUUAAGAGAGUCUUAAAAUCUGCAUUUGGUAUUUUGGAUGGGCCAUUGUCCGUCAAUGAUUGGUGCAAAGGCCGCAAUCAUUCAGUUGAUGCUGGAAGUGCCGGUGAUGGAUUCUCUGCCAAGUCUUCCAUAAAUGAAUGCACAGAUUCGUCGAGUACUGUGAUGCUAUCUGCAGCCGAACCAAUGGAUCCGUCCCACUAUUCUGCUAGUCGAUCAUCUUGCCUAAAAGUGAUAAACAUUUUGACCAUAGAUGCAGUCUCUAGCGCAACAGGUGGAGCUACAGUAGAUGGCACAUGCCAGAGGAUCUCUAACCAAGAAAUCCGUACUUCAGAGCCAUGCGCCUGGUUAAGACCAACACUUUUUGCUCUUCCGUUGCCUGCUAUACUUGUCGGUUACCAGGAUGAUUGGCUUAAGACGUCUGCAAGCACCCUGAAACUCUGGGAGAAGGCUCCUCUUAAACCAUAUUCUUUACAGAAACCUGUUACUUAUAAUGUUAUAUGUCCAGACAUUGAUCCAUUAACUUCUGCUGCUGCUGAUUUUUUCCAACAACUAGGAACUGUCUAUGAGACAUGUAAACUGGGUAGUCAUUCACCACAAAGUUUGGGGGACCAAAUGGAAAUAGAUUCUGCAAAAUGGUCAUCUUCUGGUUUUGUUCUACUUGAUUGUCCUCAAUCAAUGAGGAUAGAAAGCAGUAACGCAUCUCUUAUGGGCUCAAUAAGCAAUUAUUUUCUCUCUCUUUCCAAUGAUUGGGACUUGACGAGCUACCUUAAGUCCCUUUCAAAGGCACUAAAAGGCUUGAAACUUAGUCCAUACUCGUCCACAAACCCAAGAGAUGGAAGCUGUGGUCCUUGUAUGGUAAUAUAUGUGGUGUGCCCCUUCCCUGACCCAACUGCAGUUCUACAAACCGUCGUUGAGUCUUCUGUUGCUGUUGGAUCGGUGAUUCUCCAAUCAGAUAGGGAGAGAUCUAUAUUGCACAGUCAGGUUGGAAAGGCUUUAAGCUGCUCAGAAGCCGUGGAUGAAGCAACUAUAUCAAACGUUUUAGUACUUUCAGGCUUUAGUAUUCCUCAAUUGGUACUGCAGAUUGUGACAGUUGAUGCCAUUUUUAGAGUUACAAGUCCAUCAUAUGAUGAGCUUGUCAUUCUUAAGGAGACUGCCUUCACUGUUUAUAACAAGGCUCGUCGAAUUUUGCGAGGAUCCUCUAAUGAUAUGGUCCAGUUGUCAUCAUUAUCUAGUAGGUCUCCUUCAGUCCUGACACAAAUGUCUUCUCCUAUUUCAGGGAUGUUGAAGGACUGUGUAGGUCCUCAAAUUUCUGUGCAUUCCCUUUCCAGAGAGGGUGACAUUGAAGCUAACCUGAGGACUAGUGCUUGGGAUAAUUCUUGGCAGACAACAAGGACUGAAGGAUUAAGUUGUGAGUCAGUUAGAACAGGGUAUUUUCAAGGUGAAAUUCACUACAUGUUUGAACCUCUUUUUAUUCUCGCUGAACCUGGUUCUAUAGAACAUGGGAUUUCACCUGCAAUUUCUGGUAAUAUGGUGUCAGAACCUGCAAAGCCAUUGUCUGAUGAUAGCAGUGGAGGCUUUAUGCAGGGUUUAAGUUCAGCAGGAAGUGCAGACGCUGGAUCAUGCUCCCAACUUGAUGGAUCUGAAAGUAUUGGCUCUGGGUUUAGCCAACAAAAGACCCCUCCAAGUCUACAUUGUUGUUAUGGGUGGACAGAGGAUUGGCGUUGGCUAGUAUGCAUCUGGACCGAUUCAAGGGGAGAAUUGCUUGACAACCAUGUAUUCCCCUUUGGUGGAAUCAGCAGUAGGCAGGACACUAAGGGUUUGCAAUGCCUUUUCGUUCAAGUUCUGCAGCAAGGCUGUCAGAUACUUCAGGCAUGCUCUUCUCCUGACAUUGGUGUUGCCAAGCCUAGAGAUUUUGUGAUUGUGCGCAUUGGGAGUUUCUUUGAACUCGAAUACCUAGAGUGGCAAAAAGCCAUUAAUUCAAUUGGAGGUUCUGAGGUGAAAAAAUGGCCCCUGCAACUUCGACAAUCUGUGCACAAUGGAAUUCCUGCAAGCAGUGAUAGUACUUCCUUAGAGCAACAGGAGUUGAGUUUGAUUCAAGAGACCCUACAUUAUGCUAAAGCUUCUGGCUUUAUAAAAGGUGAUUUAGGAAAACCCGCUGCAAGAAAGAAGCUUAUGUGUGGGCAGACACUGGUUGACUGCUCAAGGGGCUUGCUUCAGUGGGUGCAGAGCAUUAGUUUUGUUGCCAUUUCAGUCGACCAUUCUUUAAAUCUAGUUUCUCAAGAAGAUUCAUCAUCUCCUGGAGGUACUCAAGGUGGCGGUGGUAUGGGGCCGUCAGGCUAUCAUGAAGGGUUCAAGCCUGUACAGUCCCUUGGUUCUACAUUUGCUUCAUACAUUCUGAUCCCAUCACCCAGCAUGCACUUUCUCCCUGCAACACCUCUACAGCUCCCAGCGUGUCUCACUACAGAAUCACCUCCCCUGGCCCAUCUCCUGCACAGCAAGGGCCCUGCAAUUCCACUUUCCACUGGUUUUGUAGUUUCAAAUGCAGUGCCUUCCAUGAGGAAAGACUAUAGAAGCAACUUGAAAGAAGAAUGGCCUUCAGUUCUUUGUAUCAGCCUUAUUGAUUAUUACGGAGGCACUAACAUUAUCCAAGACAUGUUUGUUGGAGGUGUUAAUAAACAGGACGGUAGGAGUUUAAGCUCUGAGGCUAAAGAUUUCGAAAUUGAGACCCAUUUAGUUCUCGAGUCUGUUGCUGCAGAGCUUCAUGCACUAUCUUGGAUGACUGUUAGUCCAGCAUACUUAGAGCGACGGACUGCACUGCCGAUCCAUUGUGACAUGGUUUUAAGACUGAGAAGGCUACUUCAGUUUGCUGAUAAAGAGCUCUCUCAGCAGCCAAAUAAGUUGCAUCUGUAAGUUAAAACAUUAUCACAGUAAGAAAAGACUUUUUAGGCUUAUUUUUAGUGGAGACUUUUAUAGAGAGAUGAAUUCAAAAUGAGCGUUUAAUCGGCUGGGCUAUAGUGCGUCUGGUGUUUUAUUCCAAUGCACAAGAUUAUAGCAUGUAAUCUGUGUAUGUUAUUUUUGCCCACUGAUCCCGGCGUCACAAAAAUUCUAAGGUGAUUAGAGACAUUUCAGUUUGUGG
Molecule: messenger RNA, 5165 nt
Organism: Juglans microcarpa x Juglans regia
Lineage: Eukaryota; Viridiplantae; Streptophyta; Magnoliopsida; Fagales; Juglandaceae
Product: mediator of RNA polymerase II transcription subunit 13-like
Exons: 12
Coding region: 170-4939 (1589 amino acids)
Biological process (GO): regulation of transcription by RNA polymerase II
Cellular component (GO): mediator complex
Molecular function (GO): transcription coregulator activity
Source: RefSeq, a predicted model, not a curated record